Messenger RNA from Momordica charantia (bitter melon), 2416 nucleotides. Its product is annotated as phosphatidylserine decarboxylase proenzyme 2. The record is from RefSeq and is a predicted model, not a curated record. Lineage: Eukaryota; Viridiplantae; Streptophyta; Magnoliopsida; Cucurbitales; Cucurbitaceae. Gene Ontology annotation, biological process: phospholipid biosynthetic process. Gene Ontology annotation, molecular function: calcium ion binding; phosphatidylserine decarboxylase activity.
UUCAUUCCAUAAAGUCAAAAUCGCCGUUAUGGACUUCGCUGGCUCCCAAUAUUUUCAUCCUGAAAACCGAACUCCCCAAUCCCCCACUUCCACUUCCAUUUCCACUUCCAAUCAUGGGGAAUGGCAGCUCCAACCACUCCUCAUCCUCCUCCUCCUCCGAUCCCGAUGCCGACGACUCCCGUCUCGCUCGCUUCAAGAAUCGUCUGCACCGCCGUCGCUUUCUCCGCCGACGCCGUCGUGCCUCCAAUGCCCGGGGUUCUGGUUCCCAUACCAAACUCGGCUCCGAGGACGAUUUCGCUGGAAUCGCUGUUCUUACUCUUAUUCGUGCGCGGAUGAAGUUCAAGGACAAGUGGCUCGCUUGUGUCUCUUUUGGAGAGCAGACUUUUCGUACUGGAAUCUCUGACCACACUAAAGAACCAGCUUGGAACUCUGAAAAGAAACUUCUCUUGGAGAAAGGUGGACCCCAUAUGGCGAGAAUCUCUGUUUUUGAGACUAAUAGAAUAUCUCGCAACAACCUUGUAGGGUAUUGUGAGAUAGAUCUACUUGAAUUUCUAUCACAAAAUUCAGAGACUGAUACUGAGGAACUUGAAUUGUUGGAUCCUUCACCACCUAAUGCAGUGGUGGGCAACAUUUCUGUGUCAUGUUCUAUCGAGGACCCGAUUGAAACAGAGAAACAAUUUGCAAAGCGCAUCUUAUCUAUUGUGGAUUAUAAUCAGGAUGGAGAGCUCUCAUUCUCUGAAUUUUCUGACUUAAUUGGUGCUUUUGGAAAUCAAGUGGCAGCUUCUAAGAAAGAGGAGCUUUUUAAAGAAGCUGACAAGAAUGGGGAUGGUGUUGUUGCGCUUGAUGAAUUGGCUGCUCUUCUUGCUGUUCAACAAGAGAAGGAACCAUUGAUGAAUUGCUGUCCUGUUUGUGGUGAAACUCUCGAUGUUUCUGAUAAACUAAACAGUAUGAUUCACUUAACACUAUGUUUUGAUGAAGGAACUGGAAACCAAGUUAUGACCGGAGGAUUCUUGACUGACAAACAGGCUGCAUAUGGGUGGAUGUUUAAAUUAAGCGAAUGGGCUCAUUUUGCAUCUUAUGACGUUGGUCUAAACUCUGGUUCAAGUGCAUCUCAUAUUGUAGUUUACGAUCGGCAGAAAAAAAGGCUUGUGGAAGAGAUAAUUGAUGGAAAGAUUGUUUUGUCAAUGAGAGCCAUCUAUCAGUCAAAAGUGGGUCUCACCCUUAUGGAUAAAGGGGUUAAAGAGCUCUUACAUAGCAUAUCUGAAAAGCAAGGGAAGCGGAUGGAUUCAGUCGAAUCUGCAAAAGAUAUUCCACAUUUCAUUGAAUCUUUCAAGGAUCAACUCAAUUUGAGUGAGGUGAAGCAUCCUUUGGAACAUUUCAAGACAUUUAACGAAUUCUUUAUACGAGAGUUGAAGUCUGGUGUGAGACCAGUUGCACACGUGGAAUGUGACGAUAUUGCAGUGUGUGCUGCUGAUUGCCGACUAAUGGCAUUUAAAUCAAUUGAUGACAGCCUAAGGUUGUGGAUAAAGGGGCGGAAGUUUUCGGUUCAAGGUCUUCUAGGGAAAGAUAUACAUGCGAGUGCUUUUACUGAUGGGGCGUUGGUGAUAUUUCGUUUGGCACCACAGGAUUACCAUCGCUUCCAUUUUCCAGUUUCUGGAUUCAUUGAACAAAUUGUAGACAUACCUGGAUGCUUAUAUACUGUUAAUCCAAUUGCUGUCAAUAGCAAGUAUUGCAAUGUCUUCACAGAGAACAAGCGAUCAGUAGCAAUAAUUUCAUCUGCUGAUUUCGGCAAGGUUGCUUUUGUUGCAAUUGGAGCUACAAUGGUUGGUAGCAUAACCUUCUCAAAAGGGAAGGGAGAUUAUGUAAAGAAAGGAGACGAGUUUGGGUAUUUUUCUUUCGGUGGAAGUACUGUAAUUUGUGUCUUUGAAAAGGACUCGAUCCAGAUAGAUGAGGACCUGUUAGCAAAUAGUUCCAGAUCACUUGAAACCUUGGUUCGUGUCGGGAUGAAGCUUGGUCUUUCUACCAGAACAGUUUCUCAAGCUGAUUUUCCAGACGUAAGAAGUUGUGCCUUAGAUGAUCGAAAAUGAGCUCACUUGUGUAUGUCAUUUUUUACCCUGUUCAUAGUUAUCUCGAGUUUUUCUUUUCAUCUGUAGAUACCAUCUAUUUUACUCUGGUACUACCCCAUUCCCACGUAAAAAUAAGAACAGGAGAUCUGGUAGAUUUUGUGGAUACUAAUAAAAUUUGCAUGUAUGUAUCACAGCAGUGUUGUACGCUGCCUGCAAUGAUUUCUAUCUCAGUUUUUAGGUCUUGGAAACAAGAGAGAAGAAAUGAACGUUCUCUCUCUUUCUGUAAAUUUACCAGGAACUCAAAAUCUGUUAUGUAGGUAUGGAAGGGUGAGUUUGACAUGAUUUUUGAA